Molecule: messenger RNA, 372 nt
Organism: Trichosporon asahii var. asahii CBS 2479
Lineage: Eukaryota; Fungi; Basidiomycota; Tremellomycetes; Trichosporonales; Trichosporonaceae
Product: GTPase regulator Nrf1
Exons: 6
Coding region: 1-372 (123 amino acids)
Cellular component (GO): fungal-type vacuole membrane; vacuolar transporter chaperone complex
Source: RefSeq, a predicted model, not a curated record
AUGUCCACCCAGCCUCUCCUUCAGCGUACUGCCAAGAAGCGUAUCGCUCUCCCCGUCCGUGUUGAGCCCAAGGUGUUCUUCGCCAAUGAGCGUACCUUCCUCUCGUGGCUCCACUUCGCCGUCGUCCUCGGCGGUCUCGCCGUUGGUCUCCUCAACUUUGGUGACAAGGCUGGACGUAUCUCCGCCGCUCUCUACACCAUGAUCGCUAUCGGUGUCAUGCUGUACGCCCUGACAGUGUACCAAGCGCGAGCGAAGGCGAUCCGCGAACGGUCCGGAGCUCCCUACGACGACCGUCUCGGUCCUACAAUCCUCUGCAUCGCCCUUCUCGCUGCCAUCGUCACGAACUUCAUCCUCCGCGCCGUCUUCGAUUAA